CCGAAAUCUGUUGACUCCUGGAAGAUCAGCUUGCGAGCACGCGAUUAUUCGCGUAUGCGUUGCGCCCCAGACAACGGUGUCUUUUUGCGGAGCAGUACAGCGGCGCUACCGGGCGAGUGGGAAAAGCUGCUAGCAACGACUGUCAAGAGAUCGCACAGACAUGAUACUCUGCUGAGCGAUAUCAUGGGUAUUGGAGAGUGCCUACAGGCCAUCAUAAAACCCACAAGCAUUCAACUAUCGCUGACUGAUAUGAGUUAUUGACAUCAUUUAUUUACACGUACUUGCGUACAGCUCAAUCUAUUGUGCGUGCUUUCCCCUUUCCGUUUCCCUUCGAUUUAUUUUUGUGCUCUGUUGCGCCGCUUGUUUUCGAAGGAGCGUGG
This is a messenger RNA of Tilletiaria anomala UBC 951, 380 nucleotides long. RefSeq lists its product as uncharacterized. The coding region runs from base 55 to 261 and encodes 68 amino acids. The transcript has a single exon. Lineage: Eukaryota; Fungi; Basidiomycota; Exobasidiomycetes; Georgefischeriales; Tilletiariaceae. The record is from RefSeq and is a predicted model, not a curated record.